AUGCCCAUGGUACAAUGGUCAAGCUGCAACAUUUUCUCCACUCAGGACCAUGCUGCUGCUGCUGCCAUUGCUAAAGCCGGUAUUCCUGUGUUUGCCUGGAAUGGGGAGACCGCCGAGGAAUACUUGCAGUGCAUCGAGCAGACCCUCUAUUUCACGGAUGGGCAUCCAUUGAACAUGAUUUUAGAUGAUGGUGGGGACCUCACCAACCUGGUUCAUACCAAACACCCACAGCUCCUGAAAGGAAUUAAAGGCAUCUCGGAGGAGACGACUACCGGGGUUCACAACCUCUAUAAGAUGAAAGCUAAUGGGAGCCUGAAAGUGCCAGCCACCAACGUCAAUGAUUCUGUCACCAAGAGUAAACUCGAUAACCUUUACGGUUGCCGAGCGUCCCUUAUCGAUGGCAUUAAACAUGCCAUGGAUGUCAUGAUUGCUGGGAAAGUGGCCGUCGUGGCAGGCUACGGUGAUGUUGGCAAAGGUUGUGCUCAAUCCUUGAGAAACUUUGGAGCCAGGAUCAUCAUCGCGGAAAUUGAUCCAAUCCUGAUCUAG
Molecule: messenger RNA, 546 nt
Organism: Trachemys scripta elegans
Lineage: Eukaryota; Metazoa; Chordata; Testudines; Emydidae
Product: adenosylhomocysteinase B-like
Exons: 1
Coding region: 1-546 (181 amino acids)
Biological process (GO): L-methionine cycle
Cellular component (GO): cytosol
Molecular function (GO): adenosylhomocysteinase activity
Source: RefSeq, a predicted model, not a curated record